This is a messenger RNA of Lolium perenne, 1701 nucleotides long. NCBI's taxonomy places the organism in Eukaryota, Viridiplantae, Streptophyta, Magnoliopsida, Poales, Poaceae. The record is from RefSeq and is a predicted model, not a curated record.
AUGCAACAAGGUGGUGGCGGCCAUCGUCAGGCGGCGGCGCUGCUCGCCUCCGCCGGCGACGCGUUCGCGCUCGAGGUGAACCGGCUAGUUGUCUCAUUCUCCCCCGUGGUGGACUCCGUGCUGGAUCAGCUGCUCCGGGCGUGGAGCUUCCUCGCCGUGCCGCUGCUUAGAGGCGCGGUGACGCUGUGCAUGGUCAUGUCGGUGAUGGUGCUCGCCGAGAAGGUCUUCCUCGGGACGGUCAGCGGCGUCGCCAACGUGUUCGGUAGGCGCCGGCGGCGUCCGGGGAAGGGGAGGAGCGUGCGAAGGGGCGUCGACCCGGCCGUCCUGCAGGACGCGGAGGCUGGCGGCGGCGGCUCCGCGGCAUUCCCGAUGGUGCUCGUCCAGAUCCCCAUGUACAACGAGAGAGAGGUGUACCAGCUAUCAAUAGGUGCAGCCUGCAGGCUCACGUGGCCGGCAGACCGAUUAAUUGUCCAGGUCCUCGACGACUCCACCGACGCCGCCAUCAAGGAGCUGGUCAGGGCGGAGUGCGAGCGCUGGGCCAGCUGCGGGGUGGACGUCAGGUACGAGGCCCGGAAUGACAGGGCGGGCCACAAGGCCGGCAACCUGACGGAGGGGAUGCGGCACGGCUACGCCCGCAGCUGCGAGUUCGUCGCCAUCUUUGACGCCGACUUCCAGCCGGCGCCGGAGUUCCUCGCCGACACCGUCCCGCUCCUCCUCCGCGACCCCCGACUCGCGCUCGUGCAGACGCGCUGGGAGUUCGUGAACGCGGACGAGUGUUUGCUGACGAGGAUGCAGGAGAUGUCCAUGGACUACCAUUUCAAGGUGGAGCAGCAGGCAGGGUCCUCACUCUGCAGCUUCUUCGGCUACAACGGUAGUGCCGGAGUAUGGAGAAGGCAGGCGAUCGAGGAAUCCGGCGGAUGGGAUGAUCGGACGACGGCGGAGGACAUGGACUUGGCACUCAGAGCAGCGCUCCUAGGCUGGGAAUUUGUUUACGUCGGCGCCGUCAAGGUCAAGAGCGAGCUGCCCAGCUCUCUCAAGGCCUACCGGUCCCAGCAGCACCGCUGGUCCUGUGGACCCGCGCUCCUCUUCAAGAAAAUGUUCUGGGAAAUCCUCGCCGCUAAGGUCACACUUCUUUUUCAACUAUACAUCCUCAUCGAAGUCUCGGUGUGGAAGAAGUUUUACAUCAUUUACGACUUCUUCGUUGCACGGAGGAUCGUGUCGACCUUCUUCACCUUCUUCUUUUUCAGCAUGCUACUCCCUGCCAAGCUCUUGUUCCCACGGGUUGGCAUCCCAACAUGGGAGAUGAUCUAUAUUCCUACAGCCACGACGCUCCUUAACUCGGUUGGGAUUCCACAACGCUCGCUCCAUCUAGUCAUACCAUGGAUGACAUUCGAGAAUGCCAUGGCGCUGCACAGGUUUAAGGCCAUCCUCAUCGGGCUUUUCGAGGCUGGCAGGGCCAACGAGUGGAUCGUCACGCACAAGUCGGGGAGUGUUGGCCAAAAAGUGAAAUCCGUUACACCCGGUGAUUACCUCAAACAAAGGUUCCAUGUCCUGGAGCUGUUGAUGGGCGUGUUUCUCCUCGUGUCCGGAUGCUACAACUUCCUGUACGGUCAGGGUUAUUUCUACCUGUUCGCGCUGCCCCAGUCGUUCAUGUAUUUCAUGAUCGGGUUUGAGCUAUUGGGCGUCAGUGUCUGUAGCUGA